GUCAAAGGUUAACAUGGCGAAAAGUUGUUAGCAAUCUGUCAACAAUUUGAUUGUAUUUACAGUAUAAGAUGAGUUAUAUGUUACGAUGUAAAUGAAGCAUUGAUAGGAAUGGCAUAUAUAAACUGAAAGUGAGACAUUUUAUCAUCAUGAGUACUACCGCGAGAGGUAAUAAAGAUGCGGAAAAAGCAAACCAGGAACUAAUCGCUUCCCUCAAAUUCAAAGUGAAAGAGCUUGAACAUGAAGUAUCCACGUUGAGAGGAAGACUGGAUGAUUUAAGGAAAGCAAAGAAUACAACUAUCACAAAACGAGAGAGAGAAGUUGUUGAAGUUGGAUUUAAGAGAGAUCCAAGAUAUGAAGCUAAGUUAGCUGAGCUUGAAAAACAGAUCAGAGAUAAAUCUGCUGCUAAGAACAGAGAAAUUGAAGAACUUAAGAGAAAACAUGCAGAGGAAUUGGAAGCACAAAAUAAAAAGCAGAAAGACCUGCAGAAACAGCUUGAUGAUCUGUAUCAGAGGAUGGAAAAAGAGAGAAAAGAUUUGAUGGACAGACUUGAUAAGCAAAAAUCUACGCCAGCAUGUAAUCAUGAAGAUGAAUUGUACAAGUUAAGAACGAAAGUUGCUGAGUUGGAGGGAGACAAAUCUGCCCUAAUGUUGGAAAACAAAGAUCUGACUGAAAGAGUUAAUGCCCUUCAUCUAGAAUUGAGCGUCAAGGAAGCCAAAUGGUGUGAAAAGGAGGAACAGUACAACCUUAAGUUGAAACAGCAAUGGGGAGAUAAGUAUGAAGAAUGGAUGAGAGAAACAGAGAAGAAGAUAAAUGAACUCCAGGAAGCUAAUCAGUUAUUACGUAUGUAUCUUCACAGAUCAGGUCAAAGGUUACCACCUGAAGCUGGCGGGGGUGAACAGAGUUGAAAAUGCAUGUCAAACAACUGUAAAUUGCAGCAAAACCAAGAUCUGUCAUCAUUAUUAUAAUGAGUAUAACUGAAUAUUCAUCAUCAUCAUUUUGUCAUCCCUCAUGAUCAUCAUCAUUUUUACCAUCAUUCCUGUCAUUGCAUGGCUCAUUUAUUGUUCCCAUUAAAAUCUUUAUACUGUCUGUAAGCAUCAUCAUUAUCAUCAUCAGCAGCAGCAUCACAGAAAACAUUUUGUCAUAUUGAUCAGACUAUCAGUGACUUUAUCGAAUUUGAAUUCUCGGGCACAUGGAAAUGUUUGUCAUUUGAGCCACACCAUGAGAAAACCAACAUAGUGCAUUUGCGACCAGCAUGGAUCCAGACCAGCCUGCGCACCUGCGCAGUCUGGUCAGGAUCCAUGCUGUUCGCUUUCAAAGCCUAAUGCAAUUAGAGAAACUGGUAGCAAACAGCUUGGAUCAUGACCAGACUGUGAGAAUGCACAUGCCGGUCUGGAUCCAUGCUGGUCGUGAGCUAACUGUGUUGGUUUUCUCAUGGUGUGGCUCAUUUUAUGUUCUCAGACCUUACUGUGUUUAUACAAAAUUGUGUUCCAACUAUAUUAAUAUAACAACAACUAACUUGGUUAUAGUAUUAGGUAUUUUCAUGUUGUAUCUUCAUAAAGCUAUGAUGAAAACAUGUUUAUGAAUUAUUUUUAUGUCUACUUCAAAUUUGAACAGGUUCAAGAUUACAAAAUCGAGUUUGGAAUCUAGACCAAAAUCUUCAGUUUUAAGGGUCUUCCCACAUAUUUUUGGCAAAAAAAAUUUCUCUCAAAAAUCCAUAAAAGUGAGUCUCUAAAAGUGACUACCCGGUAGUGGUGCAAACUUACUGACAUAAGAGUUUUGCAAGAUAUUCUUAUAAAUAACCGAAAGAUUGUGUAGAAGGUAGUAAACCAUUGCCAAGCUUUUAAAAUAUUGCAGAAAAUUUGCAUUCUUCUUACUUUUUUAUCAAUACCUAACUUUUAUUUUCACCCACUUAAUCAUUUUUAAUGUCAUAUACAUACAUUGUAUGGCAAACAGUCAGACUUAAAAUGUAUGUCUACCUUAGUGUAUGAGAAAUUGAUACCAGAUACCCACUGUUUGCCAUAAAUUUUGUUUAAUAUAAAUUAUGGUCUGCCUUUGGUUUCAGUUUAAUAUAUAAUUAUCAAAUUAUAUACAUAGGUACAUUGUAUUUUUAUUCACAAGCUUGUGAUAUGCAACCAGUCAAGGGAGAUAUAUAAUCUGACUGCUUGCUUUAAAAGCAGGGGACUGCUUAAAACAAGUUAAAAUAAUGGAGAAUUAUUGUAAUUUUGCUUUUUAUAACAUGUAUAUUAUUUUCAAAGAAAUUUGGCCAAAGAUCUUUUAUCACUGCAGUUAAAGCCCUGCUCCGUGGCUAUUGAAAUUCUAUUGUGUGUAUGCAACCCAUGAUUACAAUAGGUAACAGUUAAUGGCCACGCGCCACACUUUAGCAUGCAAAACCACAGGUAUUUUAUAUAGAAUUUUAUAUAAAAUAGACUCUAUUUUGACAGGCGUCUCUGUUCAUAGUCAGGAUUUUCAUGCUUUUUCAGUGACAAUUUAAGGUUAAAAGGUAGGACUGGAGCAGGUCUUUAAGUGUUAAUUAAUUUAUUUUUAUCUUUUCAUAUUUUGUGGUUUAAUUAUUAAAGAUUGGCAGUAAAGCUUUUGCCACAUUACCCUUAAUGGUGCUUGAAACUUUCUUGUUUAUUUAGAUAUAGGUGAGGUAGGCAUGGUUAUGGACAUUUGAAACACUGGUAUGUCCUUGCAUUCAGCCAUUUUAUGUCUGUUUGAUUUAUGUUUGAUGUCUUUACGGAAGGAUUACUUUAAAAAAAAACCUGAAAAGUUUUCAAUACCGCUUGUAUAAAAUUCAAAUAAUGUGACAGUUACAUGUAUAAGCAAUACUGGUGUUUCUCAAGCUAAACGUGUACAAAUAUCAAGUUGACAUUGAUAUUGUAUCUGGAAAAAAAUCACCUUUUUAGCUCACCUGUCACAAAGUGACAAGGUGAGCUUUUGUGAUCGUGCAGCGUCCCUCGUCCGUGCGUUCGUGCGUGCGUGCGUAAACUUUUGCUUGUGACCACUCUAGAGGUCACAUUUUUCAUGGGGUCUUUAUGAAAAUUGAUCAGAAUGUUAACCUUGAUGAUAUCUAGUUCAAGUUCGAAACUGGGUCACAUGCGGUCAAAAACUAGGUCAGUAGGUCUAAAAAUAGAAAAACCUUGUGACCUCUCUAGAGGCCAUAUAUUUCACAAGAUCUUCAUGAAAUUUGGUCAGAACGUUCACCUUGAUGAUAUCUAGAGCAAGUUUGAAACUGGGUCACGUGCCGUCAAAAACUAGGUCAGUAGGUCAGAUAAAAGAAAAACCUUGUGACCUCUCUAAAGGCCAUAUUUUUCAUGGGAUCUGUAUGAAAGUUGGUCUGAAUGUUCACCUGGAUGAUAUCUAGGUCAAGUUUGAAACUGGGUCACGUGCGGUCAAAAACUAUGUCAGUAGGUCUAAAAAUAGAAAAACCUUGUGACCUUUCUAGAGGCCAUAUAUUUCUCAAGAUCUUCAUGAAAAUUGGUCAGAACGUUCAUCUUGAUGAUAUCUAGGUCAAGUUCGAAACUGGGUCACGUGCCUUCAAAAACUAGGUCAGUAGGUCAAAUAAUAGAAAAACCUUGUGACCUGUCUAAAGGCCAUAUUUUUCAUGGGAUCUGUAUGAAAGUUGAUCUGAAUGUUCAUCUUGAUGAUAUCUAGGUCAAGUUCGAAACUGGGUCACGUGCCUUCAAAAACUAGGUCAGUAGGUCAAAUAAUAGAAAAACCUUGUGACCUCUCUAAAGGCCAUAUUUUUCAUGGGAUCUGUAUGAAAGUUGGUCAGAAUGUUCAUCUUGAUAAUAUCUAGGUCAAGUUCGAAACUGGGUCACAUGCGGUCAAAAACUAGGUCAGUACGUCUAAAAAUAGAAAAACCUUGUGACCUCUCUAGAGGCCAUAUAUUUCAUGAAAUCUUCAUGAAAAUUGGUCAGAAUGUUCACCUUGAUGAUAUCUAAGUCAGGUUCAAAAGUGGGUCACAUGCCAUCAAAAACUAGGUCAGUAGGUCAAAUAAUAGAAAAACCUUGUGACAUCUCUAGAGGCCAUGUUUUCCAUGGGAUCUGUAUGAAAGUUGGUCUGAAUGUUCAUCUUGAUGAUAUCUAGGUCAGGUUUGAAAGUGGGUCACAUGCCAUCAAAAACUAGGUCAGUAGGUCAAAUAAUAGAAAAACCUUGUGACCUCUCUAAAGGCCAUAUUUUUCAAUGGAUCUUCAUGAAAGUUCAUCUGAAUGUUCAUCUUGAUGAUAUCUAGGUCAAGUUCGAAACAGGGUCAUGUGCGGUCAAAAACUAGGUCAGUAGGUCUAAAAAUAGAAAAACCUUGUGACCUCUCUAGAGGCCAUACUUAUGAAUGGAUCUCCAUAAAAAUUAGUCAGAAGGUUCAUCUUGAUGAUAUCUAGGUCAAGUUCGAAAGUGGCUCACGUAUCAUCAAAAAGUAGGUCAGUAGAUCAAAUAAUGAAAAAACGUUGUGACCUCUCUAGAGGCCAUAUUUUUUAUGGGAUUUGUAUGAAAGUUGGCCUGAAUGUUUAUCUUGAUGAUAUCUAGGUCAAGUUUGAAACUGGGUCAACUGCGAUCAAAAACUAGGUCAGUAGGUCUUGAAAUAGAAAAACCUUGUGACUUCUCUAGAGGCCAUACCCUUGAAUGGAUCUUCAUGAAAAUUGGUCAGAGUGUUCACCUUGAUGAUAUCUAGAUCAAGUUUGAAACUGGGUCACGUGCCUUAAAAAACUAGGUCAGUAGCCCAAAUAAUAGAAAAACCUUGUGACCUCUCUAGAGACCAUAUUUUUCAAUGGAUCUUCAUGAAAAUUGGUCAGAAUUUUUAUCUUGAUAAUAUCUAGGUCAGGUUCAAAACUGGGUCACAUGAGCUCAAAAACUAGGUCACUAUGUCAGAUAAUAGAAAAAACGACGUCAUACUCAAAACUGGAUCAUGUGGGAAGAGGUGAGCGAUUCAGGAACAUCAUUGUCCUCUUGUUUAUUUUUCCUUUUAGUACAGUAAAAUGGUGUAAAAAUACUUCAGAAAAUGGGAAAAGCAUGAAACUUGGUACAUAACUACUUUAAGGCAAAAUACUAAAAAUGAGCAUGAGACCCACUCCGAAAAAUCCAAUAUGGCCGAAAAAUCCAAGAUGGCCACCAUAUAUGUAUAUAUUUUCAAAAAUACAUAAUAUCAUAUAUAAAAUUUCUAUUGACACUUACAGUUAUCAGUAUAAUAAGCUAAAACCACCUGCCUGAAUAAAUCCAAACAUAUUAUAUUAACAAAAAUACCGCUCUUCCAACAAAAAUGAAAAAAGUUGUCUCCCUUGGAUAAAAUGUGCUAUUAAGCAUAAGAAAAGUCAUAAUGCAUUUAUAUGAAUCAAAAUUAAGUAUAUAAUGGUAACUGGCAUAUCAAGAAAGUUUAAAAAUGCAACAGUCUUGUGCAGAACUUUACAACAACUGUAAAUUAAUUAAUUAUAAAUACAUUCGAACUUCGGUAACUGGAACCCAUCAGGACCGACUAAAAUUAUUCGAAUUAUCGGUAGUACUAGUAUGAGUGAUCGGAAAAUAUAUUAUAAAAGAAUUUGUUUGGGACCUGACGAUAGAUUAAUUGAAGAAUGGUGUUCGAAUUAUCAGAGUUUGAGCAAAUGAAGUUUUAGUCUGUAAUGUGUAUUAGUGAAUAAAUGACAUG
Molecule: messenger RNA, 5638 nt
Organism: Mercenaria mercenaria
Lineage: Eukaryota; Metazoa; Mollusca; Bivalvia; Venerida; Veneridae
Product: myosin-7-like
Exons: 8
Coding region: 147-905 (252 amino acids)
Source: RefSeq, a predicted model, not a curated record